Leptomonas pyrrhocoris is the source of this 1205-nucleotide messenger RNA. RefSeq lists its product as hypothetical. The transcript has a single exon. Lineage: Eukaryota; Euglenozoa; Kinetoplastea; Trypanosomatida; Trypanosomatidae. The coding region runs from base 255 to 1205 and encodes 316 amino acids. The record is from RefSeq and is a predicted model, not a curated record.
AGAAAAAAGAACGCUGAGCGAGUUGCCGGACCCGCUAUUGGUGUUGCGUAGGUGCAGUUUUCUGUGUACACGAAAGGGGUGUGCUUCUCGUUUCCUUUGUUGUUGUUGGUGUCUCCCACCUGCGUUUGGAGGUUUCCCGCUGCUGUAGGCUCUGCUUCGUGAAACACUGCGCAUUUUGCCAACAAAAAGACAUUUGCUGGCUUCCCCGUCGAGCAAUCAACGUACUAGUGUUUUUGUUUUUUCUUCUUAGUGUGAUGCUCCGCUUCAGAACACUCCCGCCUGUUCACGCCUGGGCAGCCGUGCGCUGUGUCUUCCAAAGUAAGGAAUUUCUCGCCGCUUCGAAGGAGCUGCCGACGACGCCGGAGGGGCGAAAUCCGUACGACGUGCUCGAGGUGACCGUCACACAAGCCACGACGUUGGAGGACAUCUCCAAGCAGUUCCGCAGUCUCGUCGUGAAGUAUCACCCCGACAAGCCCGGCGGCUCCACCGAAAAGAUGGCAGAGGUCAACCUGGCUCACAAAAUUAUCAAAGAAAACCACGAAAGCGUGCUGCGCCGCAUGCGGGAGGCGGAGUCGACGGUGAAGGCUAACGAGGCCUACCGACAGCACAAACACGCCCGCGCCAGCCGCGACGAGGAUUUGGGGCGCUCGGGUGGCGUGCACCGCCGCAACGCCCGCGCAGCCCGUGAGGCGGCCGAGGCGAGCCGGCCCCGCCACGCCCGCUCCCUGAGGGAGAUCGAGGCACAGUGGGAGAAGUACAAGGAGGACACGGAGGCGGCGGUGAGAAGCAUGUGCAACCGCUACGAGCUCGCCAUUCAGCAGGGAAAGUUCUUCCGUAAGUCGGCGACGCUGAACGAGAUGACCGUGCGUGAGCGCUGGCUCCGGAAGUCGUUCUUGAAAGGAGUCUGGGAGGACGUGCAUGAGCUUCGCGGAGAGCUGCUGCGACGCGGGGCGCGUAGCGCUCAACAGUCUGAGUUGGCCGAGGAAAUGGUCAGCUUCGCCUCGACAACGCAGCGCAAGCUGAACGAGGACUUCCAGCGACUCACGCAGGAGAGUGUGCAGCUGCAGUCACGCAUGUUUGUCGAGCGAGCCUUUUUCAUUGUCUGCGCAUUAAUUCUGUUUGUCAAGUCGUGGAAGUGGUUUGUCGGGUUCACUUUCAACAACACCCUCACCGUGCGCCUGAGGAAGGGUCUGCUCAGCCAGUAG